Molecule: messenger RNA, 5769 nt
Organism: Cavia porcellus (domestic guinea pig)
Lineage: Eukaryota; Metazoa; Chordata; Mammalia; Rodentia; Caviidae
Gene: Kctd12
Product: potassium channel tetramerization domain containing 12
Exons: 1
Coding region: 152-1129 (325 amino acids)
Biological process (GO): protein homooligomerization; regulation of G protein-coupled receptor signaling pathway
Cellular component (GO): signaling receptor complex; postsynaptic membrane; presynaptic membrane
Molecular function (GO): protein binding
Source: RefSeq, a predicted model, not a curated record
CUCACGGGGCGCACGGCGGCGCGCUCGCACCGUGCGGCUCUCGGCGGCGGCCGGGGUGCGGGGCUGAGCGGGCGUCCCGGAAAGGCGGCUGCGGCUUCCCACCGCGGCCCCGGUCCCUGCGACUGGCCCAGCCGGGCCACCUCUUUCUGCCAUGGCUCUGGCGGACAGCACGCGCGGAUUACCUAACGGGGGCGGCGGCGGGGGUGGCAGCGGCUCCUCGUCGUCCUCCGCGGAGCCGGCGCUUUUCCCCGACAUUGUGGAGCUGAACGUGGGGGGCCAGGUGUAUGUGACCCGGCGCUGCACAGUGGUGUCGGUGCCCGACUCGCUGCUCUGGCGCAUGUUCACACAACAGCAGCCGCAGGAGCUGGCCCGGGACAGUAAAGGCCGCUUCUUUCUGGACCGGGACGGCUUCCUCUUCCGCUACAUCCUGGAUUACCUGCGGGACUUGCAGCUUGUGCUGCCCGACUACUUCCCUGAGCGCAGCCGGCUGCAGCGCGAGGCCGAGUACUUUGAGCUGCCCGAGCUCGUGCGCCGCCUCGGGGCGCCCCAGCAGCCGGGCCCCGGUCCGCCACACUCUCGGCGCGGGGUGCACAAGGAGGGCUCGCUGGGUGACGAGUUGCUGCCGCUGGGCUACGCGGAGCCCGAGCAGCAGGAGGGCGCCUCGGCUGGGGCGCCGUCACCCACGCUGGAGUUGGCGAGCCGCAGCCCGUCCGGGGGCGCGGCGGGCCCGCUGCUCACCCCGUCCCAGUCGCUGGACGGCAGCCGGCGUUCUGGCUACAUCACCAUCGGCUACCGCGGCUCCUACACCAUCGGGCGGGACGCGCAGGCGGACGCCAAGUUCCGGCGGGUGGCGCGCAUCACCGUGUGCGGCAAGACCUCGCUGGCCAAGGAAGUGUUCGGGGACACCCUGAACGAGAGCCGGGACCCCGACAGGCCCCCAGAGCGCUACACCUCGCGCUAUUACCUCAAGUUUAACUUCCUGGAGCAGGCCUUUGACAAGCUGUCCGAGUCGGGCUUUCACAUGGUGGCGUGCAGCUCCACGGGUACCUGCGCUUUUGCCAGCAGCACCGACCAGAGCGAGGACAAGAUCUGGACCAGCUACACCGAGUACGUCUUCUGCAGGGAGUGAGGCCCCAGAUCCCUGCGACUCCAGCGCCCGCUUCCCCACUUCCUUGCUAGGGGAUAAUUACAGGUCUCCCCUCCUGCCCUCUGUUCCCUGGUUCCUCCCGCUGUCUCCUGUAGCUUGGCCAGACCUGUUAGCCCCCAUUGCAGAAUCUGCAACCACAAAUCCUCUGGGCUUCGUCUUCUCUGGAUCUGGCUAACCAAGAGCCCUCAGACCUGGUCUCCACCCCAUCCUUCCUAAACUCCCUGCUUCGAAGCACCCCUCCCCCCGAUUGUACUUAAGUCUGGAUCUAGUAGGGCGGCCUGGCCACGAAGCCACCAAAUACCUGGGAAUGAUGGAAUUAGACGGUGUCCAUUGUGUAGAAGCUUCCUUGAAGUCUCAAGCCCUUUUGACUCAUUUGCGUUUUAAGAACUAGAACUGAAAACACUGUCUGGGGUAGUUUUGUUUUUUAGAGAGCAUUAACAGUCUCUUUAAAAGUAGAGUUUUAGAAGGCUGGAUGGGACUUCGAUAGUGGAAUUAAAACCCCACAGAGGCAAUUCAGUGACUGUAAAUGAAAAAAGUUUUGAUGAGUUGAAGGUUAAAGACUAGUGUGGGUACAGUGAAGGGCUGAAUGUUUUGCACACAGACUAGGUCUUCCCUGUAGUUUAUAAACUGGUAGAAAGAAAACCUCCUGCCGGCGGGGGCGCCCUUUUUCAGGCUAGUGCUAGAAACCCCGUAUUCCACGGGUUGAUAAGGCAGUCUUCAUCGGCAAGAAAGAAAAAGGGCGCUUGCUGCUUUCUAAGAGGAGCUGCCCCCGCCCCAAGCGCUGCGGGGAGUCAGCUGGCAGCGACUAAAUGCGGAGGGGUAGUAGUGCACGUUGUGGGCAGUAGGAUCAUGCAACCAUUAGAACUACGAAUUGGGGUGGGGUAGGGUGGGAGGGAGGAAAGAGGGGAGGAAGGGUGGGUAGGGAGGAGCAAACACACUCAUUUAUUACCUGAAAGUGGAAAGUUCGUACCAUCUGUUUGAGUACAUGCACGUUUAAAAAUUACCAAGCAGUAAACGCAGACUUGCAAAGCAUUUUAUUAAGAUAAGUAACAGACCUAUUCUUAACUGGUAGUUUAUUGAACUGUUUUGAAUCCUAAACUUAGAAGUUGUCAGUACUUGUAUAACCUAACCAAAGAGUUAUCCAAUAGGGCUUUAUUUUUUGAACUUUUGUUGUAUAAUUAGGAAGCCUGAUUUAAAAAUAUACUUGAGCAAAAUGUUUAGUUUUGGUUACUUAGAUUUAAGUUUUCUUAUUAAAAACCUUAACUUUCUCCAAGUCCAGCUAAUGUUGACUGCUGGACAAACCUGAAAUAUGUUGCUACUUUCGUGCAAUUUGUUUGAAAGUAAAGUGGAAUCUUUUCAAGUGACAGAAGUGUAGAAAAAAAAUGUAAGCACUGAGGGCUGCCCAUCUGUAGAUAGCUGUAAAAAGGAAUAUUUUUAAAUGAGGGCAAAUAAGCACUUAAAGGAGAGCUGAGCAAUAAAAUGGUGUUUUAGGUAAAUGCAACAGAAACAGGAGACCUGGCUGCCUUACGCCUUUACACUCACGUGGAAUAAAUUCCCAGUGUAUCUACCCCUUUGUACACUUAAGAGAGAGACACAAAUCCUUCUCAUGCUGAGAGGCGCCCUUUUGAUAUUCUGUGAUGAUGGAGAAGCCUUUUUGUUUGUUUCAGCAUCUUUCUCAGAAAUACGUUUUUAAAGAUUUUAUGAGUCGUUUUCAGUGUUUAAAUUAGUGCUUUUUUCUUUUAAAAAUAAAUCUUGUACUGUAUCUUACUAUGUUCAUGACAGAUGUUACAAAUUGGACAGUUAUUCUUAGACACAUGUGAUUCAAUCUGUAUAUACCAUUUAUGAACAUUUUACAAGAAUUAUUUAGUUUUUUAAUUCAUUUACUAAUGCUAUAAAGUUUCCUAUAUUUAUCCCAGUAACUUGCAUCACACAAUGUAUAUAACUAACGCAAUAUGUUUUCAUGAGUUUAUGUUCUUGUGUAUGGGAGAUUGGGCCAGGAAAAAAAUAUGUAGUUGUAAAUUGAGUUUGUGCCAUACUUUUUUUCUUUGCUGGGGUGUUAGUCAUAUACUAAUCAAAUGUUCAUUAACUGUCUACUUAAAAUCAAGGUACUUGUAUUUUAAUCCAUUAAUUCAUUUUAAUUGGGAAAUAGAUUUAAGUUCUAGCUACAUAUUUUAGAAAAGUUAGCAUUAUAUACAAAGCCUAAUUUUAGCAGAAACCUAGGAGGUUGUGUUUGCUUAUAUGUUUUCUCUGUCCAUUAUGUGUCACAGACAUUUUUCUCUUCUGUAUGGCAUCCUUGUUAGACUACUCAGUUAAAAAGCACAUGAUUGCUGAAGCUUGAGGACAGACCAGAGUUACUGACAGAUGGUAAAUCUCAGUAAGUCUGAUUCUGGUCAAGUCUACUCAACUCCAAGAGGCAUGAAAAACGGAUAAAGUUUGUCUCUGCCAUUGACUCUUACAAGUUUCACCUUGUAAAACUUUGAAUUGAACUGUCUCACUGUCUUACAUAUCUCAGUCGCUCUACCCCUGACCCUGCUCCUGAAUUCCCUACAUUAUUUAAUAGACUGGGAAUUUAAUUUCAGGGACAGUAAAUCCACCUCUUUUUCUAAGAAUCACUGUACCAUCUGAGGUUGGGCAGUACAUGAAAACUUUCUACUUUCAGUGAUAAGGAUUGGGCAACUCAUUUUAUGUUAAGUAGAUAUUAUAACAAAAGUAAAGAUAACUUCAGACCCCUUUCCUCCAUUUGCUGUGCUAUAGAAGGAAACCUUAAGGUCUGGGUGUCCAGUGUCUGUGUGACUAAGCACUGGAAAGAUACCAUUCCAAUUACCUGGGAGAAUGUUGUCAACUGUUCCAGUAAUUACUGCUGCAGUAAUCUGGCUCAGAGAAGCAUGCAUUCAAAUAUGUUGUGUUCAUUAGUAUUUGAUGUGCAUAAAUACAACUGAAUGACAUUUACAAGAAAUUGUUGAUAGCGAUGGUUAAAAAAAACCAGGUACCAUGUUUUCCCAUCAAAUGUUUGACACAUUGCUUUUUAAUAUGUGUAGACUAUGAACUAUAUUCACUUUAAUUUUUCAAAUACCAUGCUGUAGAAAUUUCUUUGAAGAUAUGAGACUUAAUUUUUUCCAUUUUUAAUACCGUUUUUAUUCUUGUGUUUCUUACUUGGAUUUUAGAUUGAUAGCAAAGUGACGAUUCGCCAAACUUGUCUUCUCUUUAGAACUAGUUAUGAGAAAAAAAAUAUAUAUAUAUUCCUGUUGCUUCUCUGAGGAAAUAAAUAACAUAUUCAGAUCAAAUGCCAGUGUUCAUAACAUAUUCUACUUUUUAUUGAAAUUUUCCAUGGAACGUUAUUACAUUAAAGCUGUGUAAGGUGAAUUUUGAUAAUUUUUUUACUGUUUAAAUUAUAGUAAAUUCUAAAUUUACAUAAUUUAGUACUCCUAUAUGAAAAAUGAUAAAUUACAAUGCAGACGUUUAUUGAUUGGAGGGGUUGAAUUCCUUAAGACUUUCGUUUAUAGUCUAAAUUACAAAUACUCUACACAGUUGACUUGUUUUAAAAACAGCUGAAUUUUUUUAAUUGUAAACCUAUCAGUGUCUAUCUUUUGCUGUAGUUUCCUUUUUUCUUUACUAUAAAUCAUAUAAAAUCUGAAUUAAUCUUUGUAGAAGAUCCAAGUCUGUCUCAAGAAAUGAAUAAAAUAUAGUAUUCUUAAUACCAGUAUCUUUAGUAUCUGAAAUAGGUUGUUUUUAUAACCAGAAACAAGUUAUGUUGAAGUUAACUUUUCUUUGUCAGUGUUCUGGACAAUAAUAGUCUGAAAAUAUUAAUACUUGAGGAUUUAGAUUCUCUGCUAAUACUUGAGGAUUUAGAUGGAAGAAGUUCAACCAGAAUAUAUCUCCUAGAGUAUACUCUUAUGUGGAAGGAAGAUGAGCUAGUUGAUCAAGAAUUCUUAUUACUUCCACAUUUUGUAAUUUUUUCCAAGCUAGUUUUUAAAUUCUAAAUGUGUUUUAAGGUAUGUGAACAUUAAUUGUAAUGUAAACGAUUAUACAACUGUCUUUGUGAAUUUAUAGGGAGGUGAAUUUUGCUAAAAGUAUUGAAUACAAAUGAUGAAAAUUCACUAUGGCCACUCAAACACCAUUAGUAGGCUUUUAAUGACAAAAGGUUAAAACAUUCUUCAUGGAUGUGAAUUUUGAAAAUGUAAUUUAUAUGUUGUUUAACUUUUUCCAGGCAUCUGAAAAACUCAUUUGCUGAUAGGAUAAUAUUCUUACAGAGCUCUCUAGGAUUCUGAACUUGUUGAAAAUGUUGUAUGUUAAAUGAUACAUAUCAUUGAGUCAUUUUCUCAAAAAGGAGGAGGAAAAAAUUAAGAAUCUAGCUUUUCUAACAGAAAACCAAGAAAGAAAAAAAAAAUCCCCUCUUUUUUUUGAAAAAGGGACUGAUGAACUCUUUUCAGCGAUGCCCAAAUUUUGAGAAUUUAUUUAGUCACCUAAAGACUCUAGAGAUACUUACUUUCCCUGUUCACAACCAGUUGUAUAACAGAAAUACUCGAUACUGUUUUCUCUGUGUGUGAAGUAAUGAAUCAUUGAUUAUGUGACUUGUUAUGUAUUCUAUUAAACACUAAAGAAUAAAACAUUCACUCCUUUAA